AGUCGAGUGUGCGCGCCGCACAGGAUCUCUUCUUCUUGGUCGGCCUAUCAGCCUGCUGCCCCCGGUGGACAACGGUUAAACGCACGGGAACCAGACCGCCCCCUCCGUGGACGGAAGCCACGGAACACCCCCACUUCUUGGCCGACCUAAGCCUCCCCCACCCACCAGCCAACCGCGGAGCGGAGUGUUCCGCGGUGCAGAGAGUGGAAGGCACACCGGGUACCGAGUUUCACGGGUGGAGAACCCCGUGGAUGCGUCGCGAUCAUCCCCCCGGAAGGAUCGGGUGAUAAGGUGGAGCAUAAUAAGUUUCGGGACGUUUCGAUGGUGAAACGGGCUGGUAUCGAGAAUGCGUUGAAGAUCCGGCCGGAGAUCGAGGAGAAUCGAGAUGUCCGCCGUAACCAGCCCGUAUGGCCCCACGGAGAUGCUUUCCGACUCGGUGUACAACUACGCGACGACCCGGCGGGGGACCGGCGACCAGGACAGCGACUCCCAGUACGAGGGCCAGGCCCAGCUGCAGAUCACGAGCAUCCAGAAGCCGCGCAACAAGCGGAAAAACUUCAAGCCGAUAAGCAGCCGGAUGGUGGAGGAGGUGUCCGAUGAGUCCGACGAGAAGGAGGACGACGAGCUGGACGGGGCGAUGGAGGAGAGCUCGAGCGAGAUACUCGAGUACGAGAGGAAGACGAUGCUGUUGCCGGCCGAGGACAGGUCGAAGCAGAGGUUGAACAACAACGAGGUGAGCCCCAUGGAUCUGUCCGUGGCAACCAGGCCCCCGUCCUCCGACGACGACAGCGGCGACUCUCUCAGGCACAAGUUCAUCCUCGAGCAGCUCAGAUCUCAGAAACUCUACUCCCCCGGCACCGAAGCCAGGAGCCCAAACUCGGAGUCGUCGGAGAAGAGCGGUGGAAGCGGCGUCCUGGACGCGGACUCGGGACGGUUGGACGACACCCCGUUCGAGGACGAGCGGGGGCAGGACGGGGAGGAGCGCGAGGCCGAGUGCGAGGAGAGGAAACCGUUCGAGGGGAUGAGGGAGUACGCGGAAUCGACUAUGCAGGAGUUGUUGGCGAUCUACGGGCUGACGGGAGGAGAAUUGGUGAAGUCGGUGAGCAGGCAGCUACCGCCGACCUUCUUGAAUCCCCCGACUGCGGGCCACCAGCCUCACGGGAAGGUAAAAGUAAAAGAGGAAAAGGAUGCUUCCUCGAUGGCGCCAGGAAGCCCACCGACGCCACCGCACACCCCCCAAAGCCCACCUCGACACAAUCCACCCCCCGGUAACCUGUCUCAAUCCUGUCAGACGUCGAACGCCAAUUCUCCGAAUCUGCAGCAACAGCAACACCAACAGCAUCAACACCACCAACAGCAACAAGAGUCGAAUCAGCAGCAACAGCAGCAGCACCAACAACAGCAACACCAACAGCAGCAUCAUCAUCAAACCAUUCACGCGAUGACGAACACACCCCUGAGCCAGAUCUUGGUCCAGAAUCCGGCCCUUGCUCAACUAUUGCAACAGAAUCCCGCGAUUCUGUCGCAGAAUCCGCAGUUGGCGCAGUUGUUGCAGCAAAAUCUUCAAGUUCAGAUGGGCAGCGUCCUUUUCCAGAACGUGAGGAGGGAGGAACCUGAAGAAUCGAGGAAUUCUUAA
Messenger RNA from Apis florea (little honeybee), 1636 nucleotides. RefSeq names its product zinc finger protein castor homolog 1. Gene Ontology annotation, biological process: regulation of neuron differentiation; positive regulation of transcription by RNA polymerase II. NCBI's taxonomy places the organism in Eukaryota, Metazoa, Arthropoda, Insecta, Hymenoptera, Apidae. The record is from RefSeq and is a predicted model, not a curated record. Gene Ontology annotation, molecular function: DNA-binding transcription factor activity, RNA polymerase II-specific; RNA polymerase II transcription regulatory region sequence-specific DNA binding. Gene Ontology annotation, cellular component: nucleus.